AUGUCCAAGCCCUAUCCCAAUCCAGCCGUUGGCAUCUCUCCAGAAGUAGCAUACCUUCGCACCCUCCCCUCGGUCCGUUCACGUUGCACAACCAUCUUCGACCACGUCGCCACCACUGGUGAAGGCGAAUACUUCACCUACAACACUAACGCUGAAGACGCCGUUGCAGACUACUGCAUCAAGAUCAUACAACGUGAUUUCGGUACCAACUAUGCCGCCAUCCCACCUCAUGGAAGAUGGAGACAUUUUGACGUUGGAGGAAUACCUCGGAUUACGACGUUGUUGAGUGAGUGGGCUGGUGUUAAGCCUUCUUCUCACUCCAACUCUGCUGCUUCAGCUGGAGCGGUAACUUCAGCUCCGGUAGUAGACAGAAUCGAAGCAGCCAGAAGACUAGUAGACCUAUUCAUGGUCUCUGUCCUCCUAGACGCUGGAGCAGGCACCGCAUGGAAGUAUGAAGAGAAGAAAACCGGUCUCACUUACUCCCGUUCCGAAGGACUAGCCGUAGCAAGUCUGGAAAUGUUUCUUUCCGGUCGUUUUUCUUCUAAUCCUGAUGCUGAGGGCUCGGAUCGCCACGUAGUCACAGCAGGCGGACUAAAGAAUCUAUCGCCAGACAUGUUGGCUAUCGAUCUGCAAGUUCAUCCACACUCAAACCCGAUGACUGGACUCGAAGGCAGAACAAACCUCCUCAUUCGGCUUGGAGAAGCACUUGAAUUGGACACAAACGGCUUCUUCGUUGGUCCUGAUCCUGAUGCUCCACCUGGCGAGAGACGACCAGGAUUUUUGGUCGACUAUUUAGCAAGACAUCCAGGUGUGGAAAAGAUGAUCCAGGUUGUAGAAGUUCCCAUUCCGGCGUUAUGGGAAGUAUUGAUGUACGGUCUUGCACCCAUCUGGCCCGCAAGUAGGAGCAAGAUAGAUGGUGUCGCAAUGGGCGAUGUUUGGCCUAACUCCAUCCUAGCUAAGCUCAACAAGGUCGAGUUGGGGAAUGAGAAGAGUUUAGUCCCGUUUCAUAAGUUGACUCAGUGGUUGAACUAUUCGUUGUUGGAAGCGAUGGAAAAGACUCUCGGAUGGAGAUUUGUUCGGGGUGAAGACGCAACUGGUUUGCCCGAAUACAGGAAUGGAGGGCUGUUUGUCGAUUUAGGUGUGCUGACACCCAAAGCUUCUUUACUUGAGGCGAGUCAGACAAAAGCGGGAGCAGUGCCCAGCUUGCCUGCUGAACAUGCAGCGAUAGUCGAAUGGCGCGCGCUUACAGUGAUCUUGUUAGAUAGACAAGCGCAGAAGAUUAGACAGAAGUUAGGGUUGAGAGAGGAGCAGUUGGAUCUGAAACAGCUUUUGGAGGCUGCGACUUGGAAGGCAGGUAGGGAAAUCGCGAGCGAGAAGAGGGGGAAGACUGGGGGCGGGCCUCCGAUCAAUGUUCUUUCCGACGGCACAGUGUUCUAG
Molecule: messenger RNA, 1437 nt
Organism: Ustilago hordei
Lineage: Eukaryota; Fungi; Basidiomycota; Ustilaginomycetes; Ustilaginales; Ustilaginaceae
Exons: 1
Coding region: 1-1437 (478 amino acids)
Source: RefSeq, a predicted model, not a curated record